Molecule: messenger RNA, 1332 nt
Organism: Metarhizium brunneum ARSEF 3297
Lineage: Eukaryota; Fungi; Ascomycota; Sordariomycetes; Hypocreales; Clavicipitaceae
Product: mitochondrial 54S ribosomal protein mL38
Source: RefSeq, a predicted model, not a curated record
AUGUCGCGGUGUCAGGCUGUCGCGCGGCCGCUCGCAAGGCAAUUACGGCAGUCAUGCGCCGUUCGGCCAUUCACAACGGCCGCUCCUCGGGCCGCUGAGGUCCAGGAGCAAGCUGCGGCUGCCUCCAGGGAACCCAGCGCCUUGGACCUCGAUCCUACUACUGUCCUUCCCGAAUUCGAAGCCGAGCUGAUCAAGGCUGGCAAGAUGCCAAUUGGCUCGAGAAGACGACGAAUGGCCAUGCGCACGACACAGAAUAUCCCGUUUGAGCAGCUACCCUACCAGGCGUUUCAGGAGGCCCGUAAGAUUUUGGCGGCUGACCGUGAGGACAAGCUGGCCAAGAUCAAGGCGGAGCUGGACAAGAUUUCAAAAUUGGAGGCAAAGGAUGCUGCCGAUGUCAAGGGCGGGCAGAAGAUGAAGGAUGUAAAGUUGGCGAGUUUGAGGAGGGAGGUUGAGCGGUUGAAGCUUUUGGCGGAUGCGAAUGAUCCUUUGGUCAAGAAGCGAUUUGAGGACGGCUUGGGUGACAUGAACAAGCCGAUUUACCGUGCCCUUGCCGAGAAGAAAUGGCGUUCGUACGAUUACCGCCUCAUCACCCAGCGAAUCAAGCAGUUCAACAUUGUUCCCGACGUUCUACCCAAGCUGGAACCCACCGCCGACGUACAGCUUUACUUUCGCCAAUCCAAGAUUGCCCCUGGCGACAUUGUCAACAGCCAGGUCAGCGAGAAUGCGCCGCGCCUGCGCGUCCAAGUCUUCAACAAGGGCGAGCGCCUGGUCACCGUAGUCGUUGUGGACUCGGACGUCCCGGACAUCGAAGGCGACAGCUUCACCAAGCGAUGCCACUACCUGGCUGCCAACAUCCCCCUCAGCCCCACCGACACGUCUCUCCCGCUGGGCAAAAUCGUCGCCGAGGACCAGCUGGCCGUCCCCUGGAUGCCUGCCUUUUCGCAGAAAGGCGCCCCGUACCACCGACUGGGCAUCUACCUGCUCGAGCAGCGCGCCGGCGACAAGGUCGACGUCGCCGCGCUGAAGGAGCUAUACGCUGCACGCGGCGGAUUCUCCCUCAAGUCGAUGCGUGACAAGUUUGGCCUCGCGCCCUUUGGCUUCAGCCUGUUCCGGUCCGUCUGGGACGAGAACACGGCCGCUGUCAUGGCCCGCCACGGCAUCUCCGGUGCCGAUGUCGAGUUGCGGCCCACGCGUGUGCACAGCCUGAAGCCGCCCGUCAAGCCGCGCGGUUGGGAGGCCAAGCGACAGGGGCCCAAGUACCGCCACCUUUGGAAGUAUACCAAGCGUAUCAAGGGCAUUUCCAACGCCAAGGGCUGGAUCAAGCGGAGGUGA